UCAAUAUAAUUUAGCAAUGCAAAUUUAAAAUAAAAGUAUUUUAAACUUGAAUGUGCAUUUACUCAGGAAACUGAUUUUAUAAAUAUGGUAUAUAAAAGAUAAAAUGUGAACGUCAAAAAUGGGUUCAAUAAAUGGUGAGAUUGAUACAUAUGGUUUUAUGAGACAAUCAGACUUCGAUUAUGACAGCUAUGAAACAUUCAUGAAUAAGUAUUUGCGCAUAUUAGCAAAACGGUUGUCAAAAUGGGAAAAGUUAAUGAAAAAUAAAGAGAGUGUUAAAAGAACUCGUAAAGUAAAAAGAUACAUCAGAAAAGGAAUUCCAUCUAAUUUUCGCACUGAGGUAUGGAUGUAUGCCUCUUUUGCACAAUUUAAUAAAGAAAAAUUUCCCAAUAAGUAUUCUGAGAUCCUUGCUCAUCCAAAUCUUGAUAAAGUAGUUAUAGAUUCUAUCGAGUUGGAUAUAAAACGAACUUAUCCAGAUAACAUUUACUUUAAAGAGCUUGAUGACAGCUUGCUAAAGCCAUUAUCAAACGUUCUUACUGCAUAUGCUAGUUAUAACAGGAAUGUUGGAUAUUGUCAAGGCUUAAAUUAUAUUGCUGGAAUGUUGUUAUUGGUUACAAAAGAUGAAUCAAAUACAUUCUGGUUGCUAGUUCAACUGCUAGAUAAGUUUGUUCCAGAUUUCUACACAUCCAGAAUGCUUGGUUUAAGAGUUGAAUGUCAAGUGCUUGACCUUUUGAUAAAGUCUUCUCACCCUGAUCUUCACGAACAUUUUAAAAUCCACAAUAUUACUAUAGAGCUGUUUGUAUCAAAGUGGUUUAUAUGUUUGUUUGUUGAUGUACUUCCAGUAGAGACAGUAUUACGUCUCUGGGAUUGUCUGUUUUACGAAGGUUCAAAAAUUCUUCUGCGUGCUGCUUUUACCCUAAUUAUCAUUAAUAAAAAGAAUUUUCUUCAGUUGAAUGAAUUUACUGAGAUUUGUAAUUUAUUCAAGAACAUACCUCUAAGCAAAGAGACUUUGGAUUGUCAUUAUUUUCUUCAGUGUUGUUUUAACGUUCCAAAAUCAUUUCCAAUGUCAAAGAUACUACAACUCCGAGAUGAUGCUUCACAAAGUUUAUUAUCUUCAGUCUCGUAAAAUAAAAAAAAUACUGCGAUACUAUGAUUAUCUUCUAGUCUACUACAAUAACUUUAUUAUAAGGGAUCUGAUAGAUUUUUUUAACAAAAGCUAAAAAUAACAUAUACAUAUAUGUGUUGUAUUACAUUAUAUAAACCUAUAUGUUUUAUAUUACGCAAAUAUAUAUUUGGGAAUUUUUUGAAUGGAAAUUUUCCGAAAAGAAUUUUUAGAGAUUUUGAAUAAUAUUCUAAAUUUGUAAUAUCGUAUUGUUGUCACCUUUGUAUAUAUUGUCGUUAUUAUAAGUCUUCGACGUUUUCUUGUAAAUUUUUACUUUCAUAGUUUUUUUGUUUUUUUUUUUCUUUUCUGAGUCAUUAAACCCUGUAUUAAAAAAAAUAAAAGUUCUUUAGGUUAUCAUUUUUUUUGACGGUUUCUGCUUUUAUUAUUUUAGUGUAAUUUGGUGUAAUUAUUUAUGAUCCUUGUUUGUAUUGAAUAUAAAUGGCUAUAUAGGAAUUAUAUGUAAAUAAUUUUUAUGAGAGUAUAAAUUUGAUUUAUAAAAAAAAAAAUUAUCUUCAAAGGCAUUUUAAAA
Molecule: messenger RNA, 1688 nt
Organism: Hydra vulgaris (swiftwater hydra)
Lineage: Eukaryota; Metazoa; Cnidaria; Hydrozoa; Anthoathecata; Hydridae
Product: growth hormone-regulated TBC protein 1
Source: RefSeq, a predicted model, not a curated record